GACGUCACGCAUCAAACGGCCGUAGUUGCUAUGCAAAAUAGGGUUGUGUUUGGCCCCAGAGAUACACCAUAGGAAUCCAAAAUCAGAAUGAGGCUGCUCAAAUAUGUGAUUGCCGAGACGUAUGGAGGGCCCGACUCGUAGAGGUUUUUGGAAACCAGCCCUGGAUGUUUUCGAGCACACAUUUCCAGCAACGAUUAGAAGAAAUCUGGGGGUUCUCAGCGAGUAGAAUUUGUGGACACGUUGUUAAACCGGAAGAAGCCACUACCGAGCUUCCACCUGUGUAGGUCGGACAGGUAUUUCUAGGUUGGUCCGGCGGAUUGGUUGUCGCCCAGACGGGUAACAUACACCUUCGCUCUCUCCUACGUGAGUCGGAUGGAGUGACGGCUUGGUUGUGUGGCUACGAACUGUAUGUUGUGUUGUGUUUUGCCUGGAUUGAAUACCGUCGUUCUCGGGUUCCACCUUGUGCCCCUGAAUUGUAUUGUGUACCCGCGGAUCAAUAGGGUAGGGUUAAGAUCGCCAGAAGCGCGCAGUGUGGUGAAAAGGAAUCGGGUAUACGUGAAACAUGGCGGGGUAAGGCCUGUGUCUCGGAGAUUUCACCGCCGUUCGGAUGGACCAACCCUUCUAAUAUAUCAGCAGCACUGAGAUUCCUCGACAAUGUUUUGGUGUGUUGUUGUCUAGUCGAUGAUGUCGUUUCAUUCCGUAGUUGUGUCGUGCCUACAAGGCAAUGGAGGCGUCUUCCCAUAACCCGAACUUCAAGCCGCUUUCCCCAGAGUCUCUGACCUGCAUCGAGCAGCGGCGAGUCGAGAAGGAACAGCAGGGGAAAUGCUCGAAAACCGCGCUCAACGCCAUGGUGGUGGCCACCACCUCCACCACGGCCAACGAAGCCGUCCAGGAGGAAGAGCUUCUUGCGGUCAAAGAUCCCGACCUGCAAGACGGGCGCGUGCUGCCGCCCUCCCUCGGACCCUUCCCGGAGAAGCUGACGGGGCAGCCCCUGGAAGACUUCGAUCCCUACUAUCAGAGAGAAAUGACGUUCUGCGUCGUCUCCAAGCACUUCUCCGGGAGGAGGCACAUCCAUCGGAUGAGCGCCAGCAGAUCUCUCUACAUCUUCUCGCCAUUCAACAAGCUCCGCCGCAUCGCCAUCUACAUAGCUGUACAUAGAUUUUUUGACAUUGCUGUGAUGUUGACGAUUGUAGUGAACUGCGUGUUUCUUGCCCUGACGACCCCGAUUGAACUUUCAGAGUGGGUGUUUACAGGGAUCUACACUUUGGAGAUGGUUGUCAAAAUCAUCGCAAGAGGAUUUAUCCUCACGAAGUUCACCUAUCUCAGAGAUCCUUGGAAUUGGUUGGACUUCUUAGUAGUAUGUUUAGCGUUCGUCACCUUGUCGGUACCUGACUUAGGAAAUUUGACAGGCAUCAGGACCUUCAGAGUUCUGAGAGCACUCAAAACCAUAUCAAUAGUACCAGCCUAUUGGUACGGAUCGGACGGCGAGUACAUAGUUUGCGGAAAUGCAUCAGAAGCAGCGAAGUGCCCUGAUGGAUACACAUGUCUACCAGACAUCGGAAUAAACCCGAACUUCGGCUACACCGGGUUUGACGACUUUGGCAUGGCCCUGCUUACCUCGCUGCAGCUGAUUACGUUAGACUACUGGGAGAACGUCUACAACCUGAUCAUCGAAGCCAGUGGACCCUGGAACAUGCUGUUUUUCAUCAUAGUCGUGUUCUUUGGGUCCUUCUACCUGAUCAACCUGAUGCUGGCAGUGGUAGCCAUUUCCUAUGAGGAAGAAGCGAACUAUAGCAAGAAGUUGAGACGGAAGGUCCGUUCCAGACAAUGGGUUUCCAGGAUGGCUAAGGACGGGGCACCGGCGCAACAAACAGGGACCGCAUCAGAGUUUACCCUCGAAAGUGGGGAUCAAACCAAGCAGAAUCCUCCGCUAAACGAUGCGGGAGACUCUGGAGAAAUUGAGACGGAAAAGCCACGCACAAGCACCAAUGACACCCCUAUGGGCAGUAAAGAAUAUCCGACGGCCGUUAUGAAACUAGAGGAGGGUAAGACGGUCUACGUUCCCGACGGUGAUAUUCAGGAGGAGAAAGGGAAGGGCGAGGACAGCAACAAGCUUGGCAAAGUGGACGGAAAGAUCUCCUCUUCUGCGGUUGAGGUCGAACCAAAGGUGGAGGACGGACCUUUCAACAAGUUGUCAGUAAUCGAGGAAAAAGUGCCAAGAUCAUCAUCUCCGACCAUCCGAGUUACAGAACCAUCGCCUGUUUUAUACACGGAACCAUCUCGCUUCGAUCGGCUGAAGAAAGGUUUCAUGGACAGGUGCUGUGCUUGGACCUGCUGUCCCUGUUGGGGCAAGUUCCAGGGUGUCAUGCACGUCAUCGCCAUGGACCCACUCUUCGAACUGUUCAUCACGCUGUGCAUCAUUGUCAACACGGCUUUCCUCACCAUCGACCACCACGGCAUGAGUGAAGAUCUGCAGAACACAUUGACUGUCGGCAACCUGGUGUUUACUGGUAUCUUCGGCGCGGAAGCUCUCAUGAAAAUGAUCGCUCUUGGCAAGAACUACUUCAAGGAUAGGUGGAACGUCUUCGACUUUGUAGUGGUGAUGGUCAGCCUUCUGGAGUUGGCACUGGUCAACGUCAAGGGUUUGUCCGUCCUCAGGACCUUCCGAUUGCUGCGAGUUUUCAAGCUGGCACGCUCCUGGCCGACCAUGAAAAUGUUGCUGUCAAUCAUUGGCAGCUCGCUAGGGGCGCUUGCAAACUUGACAGUGGUGCUCGUCAUCAUUGUGUACAUUCUGGCUGUGCUGGGCAUGCAACUCUUUGGAGAACAGUACAGGACAUUCUACGCUGGGAACAUGCCUCGCUACACAUUUGUGGACUUCUUCCACUCCUUCAUGAUGAUAUUCCGCGUGCUGUGUGGCGAGUGGAUAGAGCCGCUGUGGGAGUGUAUGCAGGCGGCCGGGUCAGGCUGCAUACCGAUGUUCCUCGUCACUCUCACGUUGGGAAACUUUAUGGUUCUCAACCUUUUCCUGGCCCUGUUGUUGAACUCUUUCGGCGCCGACACGUUGAGCAACCACGAGCAGAACCAGACGGGAAAUAGUAACAAGAUCAUGGCUGGGCUUAACAGGCUUCGGGCUGUUCUAGCUUUCAAGCGGCAGAAGUCACCAAAAGUCCGACCCCGGCAGGACGGCAAAGAAGAAAGUAACAGCAAUGCAGAAAGCGAAGGAGGUGGCAAACUUGCUGUCAUAAGCAACGGGUCCGGUCCGUCCAUAGAAAUGCACGCUAUGGAGGAGGGCCGGAACAAAAGUCCUAACAACAUCAAGAGCAUCACAAGCCUGUCAACCAACCAAGAUCCUCCUAGCAAGAAGAGUUCUCCCAGGCGCCUCGCUCCACUGGACAGCAGGGCAUUAGUGGACGAGCCACCUAUUACUCCAACGCAGGUUGUUCAACAUACGGAGCGUGCUUUCCAGGCCCAGCGAGAAGCCUUCAGCAGGUUUGAGGAAACGAUGUACCAGAACCACGGCAGCAGUGUCGCACUCGACUCCCCCCGCAGCGUCAGCCACGCCGGGUCCCGAGCCCCCAGCCCUGGGGCCCGAUCAACCUCCAACAGCCCUCGACCAAAAUCGGCCAACUCCCAGGUGUCAUCUGCACUGGUGGCAUCUCCAAAAGAAGACAAUGAGGAUAAAGAGCAAGAGAUGGACGAAGAGGGAAAACCGAAGGUGACCUUCGAGGAGACAGACAAAGAGCCAGAAGACUGCUUCCCGGAAUGCUGCAUCCAGAACUGCUGUAUGCGUUGCUCGUGUUACAGCAGGUUCACGACCAGCAAGCACAGUGAUCUGUGGGCCGCUGUACGGAAGUUCAACUUCAAGAUUGUCAACCACAAGGUCUUCGAAGGGUUUAUCCUUCUCAUCAUCAUGGGCAGCAGUCUCUGUCUGAUCUUUGAGGACAUCUACUUGCCGACCAAGCCACAACUGAAAGCGGUACUGUACUACUUGGACAUCACGUUUGUCGUCAUCUUCACAGUAGAGAUGAUACUGAAAUGGCUGGGUGUCGGCUUCAAACGAUACUUCGGUAGCGUCUGGUGCUGGCUUGACUUCGUCAUUGUUGUGAUCUCGCUGGUCAGCAUCGGAGCAGCCACUGCCGGUAUCGACAACCUCUCGGCUUUCCGAGCACUGCGGACCCUCCGAGCACUGCGACCCUUACGGGCCAUCUCACGAUGGGAGGGUAUGCGGGUUGUGGUGAACGCUCUCCUUCAAGCGAUCCCGUCCAUCUUCAACGUGUUACUGGUGUGCCUUGUGUUCUGGCUCAUCUGCAGCAUCAUGGCGGUGCAGUUCUUCGGAGGCCAGUUCUACAAGUGUCUGGAUGAAAACGGAGAGAAACUAGACAUCACUAUUGUGAACAACAGGACUGAGUGUCUAGAUAAGAACUACACCUGGGUGAACAGCAAAGUUAACUUUGAUCAUGUUGGCCAAGCCUAUCUCGCACUACUUCAAGUGGCAACGUUUGAAGGCUGGAUAGAGGUUAUGUCAGACGCUGUUGACGUUCGCGGGGUGGACAUGCAGCCAUCGUUCGAAUACACCUUUUAUGCGUACAGCUAUUUCGUCUUCUUCAUCAUCUUCGGCUCUUUCUUCACCUUGAACCUCUUCAUUGGUGUUAUCAUCGACACCUUCAAUGUACUGAAGAAAAAGUAUGACGGAGAAGCGUCCAUUGAUCUCUUCCUCACCGAGACCCAGAGGAAGUACUACAACGCGAUGCGGAAACUGGGAUCGAAGAAACCCCAGAAAACAAUCAACAGACCAAAGAACAAAUGCCAGGCGGCAUUGUUCGAUUUCGUGUCGAGUAAAGGCUUUGAGAUUGGUAUCGUCAUACUGAUCAUGUUGAACAUGGUGGCCAUGGCCGUGGAGCACUACAAGCAAAGCGACACGGUCACGUACGUCCUGGCACUCGUCAACAUCGUCUUCACCUCCAUCUUCACCGUGGAGGCCGUGCUGAAGAUCAUCGCCUACCGAUGGCACUACUUCAGGGUUGCCUGGAACGUCUUCGACUUCAUCGUGGUCCUUUUGUCUAUCCUGGGUCUAAUAUUGGAUGACUUGCUGCAGAACGUAUUCAUCACACCAACCCUCCUGAGGGUGGUGCGAGUCUUCAGAAUAGGGCGAGUCUUACGUCUGGUCAGGGCAGCCAAAGGGAUCAGGAAGUUGCUCUUCGCACUGAUGACGUCACUUCCGGCCCUCUUCAACAUCGGACUCCUCCUGUUCCUCGUGAUGUUCAUAUUUGCCGUCUUUGGAAUGACGUCAUUUGCAUACGUGAAGAAGGAAGGGGCCCUCAACGACAUGGUCAACUUUGAAACUUUCGGAAGGAGUUUGAUCCUUCUGUUCCGGCUGACUACUUCAGCGGGGUGGAACGACGUGCUGGAACCUCUCAUGAACGAAAAUCCUCCAGACUGUGAUCCGAACUUUCCGAAUGGAUACUGGAAAGGAAAUUGUAGCGUAGCGUGGUUAGCAGUAGCGUAUUUCGUGUCAUACAUCAUCCUGAGUUUUCUUAUUGUGAUCAACAUGUACAUAGCGGUGAUCCUGGAGAACUUUAACCAGGCUCACCAGCAGGAGGAAGACGGGAUCACAGAGGAUGACUUUGAGAUGUUUUACUCUGUGUGGGAAAGAUACGAUCCUUAUGCCACACAGUUUAUCUACUACCAUCAACUGUCGGACUUCUGCGACAAUCUAGACGAGCCGUUACGAAUUCCAAAACCGAACACCAUAAAGAUUGCUUCGCUAAAUCUUCCAGUACGCGCGGGAGACAGGAUACACUGUAUCGAUGUGCUGGAAUCCCUAACGCGGCGUGUUCUAGGAGAGGUGGAAGACAGCGAGGAGUUUUCGGAACUCAAGGCACAGAUGCAAAGGAAGUUCCAAGAAGCGUUCCCGCAGCUCACGCGCCAUGAAGCCAGAACCACGACCUUCAUGAAAAAGCAGGAAGACAGAGCUGCCCGAGUCAUCCAAAGAGCGUACAGACAAUGGGUCCUUCGAAAGUCCAUUCGAGGUGCAUCUCAGAUGUGGCGUCUGCGCAACAGUAACAGCAGCCUCAACACCGCCGAUCAGUCCCCUGCAAAACUGCCCCUGACACCAUCACGUGACACUGUGAACACCAAAUCUCCGUUUCUCGGUGUCAGACAGCGUUGGGCCUUGGACCAGAAGACAGCUAAAAGAACUUCUUUUGCCUCUCAGUCAGACCAGCAUGCUCCAGACAAUGACAGUGUGGAGCGGAAGUUGAGCACACACAGCUUGGGCCAACCAGACCCAACCACGUGACCAUGGGUGGAAUGACAGACCACAAGCAACUCAGUUGACACUGGCAAAAGCCAGGAAUAAAGAAGAAAGAAGGCAAAAAAGAAGAAAAAAACGACGACGCCCUAUACUUCAUUCGAGAGGACUGUCUUAUCAGACAAAGAUACUGAUUAUCAAGCCAUAUCCGAAAGGGACUGGAAGCCAUAAUUUACCAAAUGGCCACGAAUAAAACCAGAGUACAUAAAGAUGAGUUUGAUGUAUGGUAUUAAAUUUAAGCAUGUAUGGUUGAACAAACUGGAGCACGUAUUUGACAACACAUUACCUGCUUGCCAUGCAAAUGUAUAUGGAUGAGAUAUUGUAAUAUAUGAAAAAGUAGCUACAAACUGUAUUUGUAUACGUUUGCAUAUGUAUAUUGUGAGACUUGACAUACAAAGUCAUGUGACUCCGCACCGUUGCCAAAGGAGUACCAUGCAGACAAACGCGGUGUUCCUUAUACACUUUCUGUUGCCAACCUCCAAAUGACACAGCUGUAGUCACUUUCUACAUGGACGGCACUUUUCAUGACAAACAAAAAUGGAUAGUGAAAGAUAUCAGGUAUGUCUGAUUACCGGCCAGAAGUGCCGCCUAUCUUAGGUAUACGAAGGAUCGGUGGCAUGGUUUUGCAAAGUGUUCGAAGACAUCUUAUUACACCAAUACCUGUGUGUACAGACCGCUUCAGUGAUUCGUAUUUCUGAUGUGCCAUCAAUUGUUGAUGAAAUUUCAUGACAAAAAGAAAGAAAGGGGUCUACAACCUGACUAUAUAUAGCUCCUCGCGUGAUAUUGUCCUUGGUUUUGAGAUGAGACUGAGUUUGAACUGUGGAAGGUGCGCAGGAGUGGGCAUGUAGAAAGCUAUUCCCUCUCAACACGAGCUGUACAUAGUAUUAUUGAAGGUUAUUGGACAAGCUAUUUUUAUACAUAUUUGUAACAAUUGUACAUAUUUGGUCCUUUCUGUCGGUUCGGCAUGCAAGUGCACUGUUUUGGGACUAUGGGCAGUUUUUUUCUCUUUGUUACGGGUUGUAUCAUAUUGAAAAGAUUUGUUUCGUGUCUUCAAAAUGAUAUACUGUAAUACACCUAUUGAUUGACAAACUCACUGCAAAUGGCGUAGAUCAAGGUAAAUUACACCUGGGCCAUACCAUUAAAGUUUUGCAGUGGCGAUUACACAGAAAAUCGAAAACAUGGCAUUUAUUGUAUUGGGCAACUUGUUUUCUUAACUCAGACGGUAUUUUCUUCAGUUUUUUCAUCGUGUUGCUUCGGAAAGACUGUCCAUAGUCCAAGUUGGACACGGCCCUUAAUUGGUUACAAGGUUACGUGUACUUCCUGUCCCAUUCGAGAAUUUUCAAUUUGUCUUGGGAAUUUUCGGAGGCACAGUGUGAUGGUAUAUGCCAUCGGGUCUGGACUAUCACUAUAACCUGUUAGUGGUUGGAUUUGAAAAUCCCAUCAAGUAAACUUAUAUGGAUGCACUUGCCAAGAUUCAAAUGAAUUCACAUGUUACAGAAUAGGGCUUGUUAUCAGAACACUGUCUGAAGUAUGCAGUUGUUUCAUACAGUUUCCAUGUAUGUCUGUACAAUGUGUGCAUCGGUACAAUUUGUACUAUAUAAUACCAGCAUACCUAUAACCAUCUCACAAGAUUGACAUAUCUCCUUGCUACGUCUUGAGCAAUAACAUAUACAGAAAGCAAAGUCUUGAAACGAAUAAAGAUUUACGAAUGUC
This is a messenger RNA of Branchiostoma floridae (Florida lancelet), 8023 nucleotides long. RefSeq names its product sodium channel protein type 4 subunit alpha B-like. NCBI's taxonomy places the organism in Eukaryota, Metazoa, Chordata, Leptocardii, Amphioxiformes, Branchiostomatidae. Gene Ontology annotation, biological process: neuronal action potential; sodium ion transmembrane transport; membrane depolarization during action potential. The record is from RefSeq and is a predicted model, not a curated record. Gene Ontology annotation, cellular component: voltage-gated sodium channel complex; plasma membrane. Gene Ontology annotation, molecular function: voltage-gated sodium channel activity.